UUGGGGAUUGGGGAUUGGGGAAUCCACCAUAUAGCCGACUGUAAGCUGCAUGGUUAAUGUGUCCCAAACUAGCCAUGAAGAACCGUGUGGAUUUAAUAUUUGGAAGACUUAUUUACUUCUUGACGGGGCAUUUUCUCUAGAAUAUAACAUUCGAUCGAUUUCACGUACAUCUCUUUUACUCUUUGUCACCUUCAACACAUAACAGUUCUGUACCCAUUGAAACCCCAGAUCACACAAACACUCUGCAUUGAAGCUGCAAUGGUUACCAAAAGUCGCCAUUCUGAUCUAGACCUUCCGAGCGUUGAUAUCUUCACUUUCUUGUUCAAGCGUACAAACCGGAAGUUUCCAGAUAGUCACCCAAUCUUUCGCGACGGUCUCACCGAUAAGACGUAUACCUUUGGCGAUGUGCAGCAGUUUGCCGAAGAUUUCGGAAAGGGAUUGAGGUCUCAAUAUGAUUGGCAGAAGGGAGAUGUGCUAGCGAUCUCCUCGUUAAGCGACAUCGACAUGCCUCCUAUAAUCUUUGGGACUCUUUGGGCUGGAGGAACAGUCUCGACUGCAAACCCAGGGUACACUGUCAGAGAGAUUUCUCACCAGCUUCAAGAUAGCGGCGCCAAAUGUGUCGUCACGCACUAUUCCAACAUCGAGACAGUCAAGGAAGCUUGUGGUACCGUAGGCAUUGCAGACGACCACAUUAUCAUCCUAGGAGACAAGAAAGACUCGACGGGGCGCUUCAAACAUUGGACGAGUGUCUGCGAUCUUGGCAAGGCAACGCGGUUUGCAGCGCAGAAGUUGGAUCCCAAGAACGACGCUGCCUUUCUCGUCUAUUCGUCGGGAACCACUGGCAAACCGAAAGGUGUCAAACUCUCCCAUUACAAUAUUACUUCCAACGUCCUCCAGCUGCAGGUAGCGGAAAGGUUCAAUCUGACCUGGGAUGGAAGCCAAACUACUAGGGACAUUCCGCUGCCAGAACCAAGGACGGGAGGCGACAAGAUCCUGGCAUGUCUCCCGUUUUUCCACAUCUACGGGCUGAACGUUCUCGCCCUUAGUCCCCUCUACUCGGGUGUUACUACUAUUGUGUUGUCUCGAUUCGAUGUUGACACAUGGUGCCAGUUGGUACAAAAACACAAGAUCACUUACUCUUAUGUAGUGCCUCCCAUUGUUUUGUACCUAGCUAAGCAUCCUACUGUCUCAUCGUACGACCUCUCCAGUCUACGCAUGACCCAAUCAGGCGCCGCUCCCCUAACCCGCGAGCUUAUUGAACAGGUCUAUAAGAGGCUAGGUAUCCGUAUCAAGCAGGGCUACGGAUUAUCUGAGACCAGUCCUUGUUUAUACCAGGGUGCAUGGGAUUCUUGGGAUGUUGACAUUGGCACUUGUGGCGCCCUACUGCCCAAUUUGAUGGUCAAAAUAUGCGAGCCCUUCGACAAUUCAAGCGGGGACGCUGCGGCAGCCAUACCUCGGGAGCUCGGACUAGGUGAGACAGGAGAACUGCACGUGAAGGGCCCAAACGUAUUCGAAGGCUACCACGGUAAUCCUAAAGCCACAGCCGAAUGCCUUUCCUCUGACGGAUGGUUCCGCACAGGAGACGUAGGCUACAUCAAUGAACGGGGUAAUCUCUUCAUCACCGACCGAGUUAAAGAACUCAUUAAGUACAAGGGGUUCCAAGUGCCGCCUGCGGAGCUCGAAGGUUACCUAGUUGACUUCCCAGGCGUAGUCGAUUGCGCCGUGAUAGGUAUCUACAACAAAGAGCUAGCCACCGAAGUUCCACGAGCGUACGUCGUCACAGAAAAUCCAUUGAAGCCGCUGGAUAUACAAGAGUUACAGAGGUGGUUUAGCAGUCGUGUAGCUAACCACAAGAAGCUGAGAGGUGGGAUUCGAUUGGUAGAGCAGAUUCCAAAGAAUUCGAGUGGAAAGAUCUUAAGAAAGGAUCUGAAAGCGAUGGCGCUUGCGGAGUCCGAGGCAAUUCUUGCAAGGUUGUAAACGUGCAAAUCAGUAGGCCGAUGUUGUUAAGACAUCAUAGUGUCGAUAGUCACUGGGGAGGUUUUCGGUGCUUGUUCAUAGACUUGUAGCAAUAUAAAU
Messenger RNA from Pseudogymnoascus verrucosus, 2076 nucleotides. RefSeq lists its product as uncharacterized. Gene Ontology annotation, biological process: secondary metabolic process. Gene Ontology annotation, molecular function: CoA-ligase activity. The record is from RefSeq and is a predicted model, not a curated record. The transcript has 2 exons. Bases 259 to 1977 code for a protein of 572 amino acids. Lineage: Eukaryota; Fungi; Ascomycota; Leotiomycetes; Thelebolales; Thelebolaceae.